Molecule: messenger RNA, 4272 nt
Organism: Musa acuminata AAA Group (dessert banana)
Lineage: Eukaryota; Viridiplantae; Streptophyta; Magnoliopsida; Zingiberales; Musaceae
Exons: 1
Coding region: 1-4272 (1423 amino acids)
Molecular function (GO): RNA-DNA hybrid ribonuclease activity; nucleic acid binding
Source: RefSeq, a predicted model, not a curated record
AUGUCGAGCGAUCAUCAGGACGAUCGUGCCAGACUCGCGAUCGGGGGACCAUUCCCGACCGAGGCUACGGGGGAACCCCCCCUUCUCCAAGGACCUCGGGAAGAGCAUCCCGCUACGGCUUCGGAGCGCUACUGGCGGAUCUUCAACGAUCCGGGCCUAUCGCCCCCCGACGGAACCACCGGCGAUCCGCCGCCCGUAUCGGCCGAAGCCUUCCACGGCCUCACUCACCAGGUCCAGCUACUCACCGACAUGGUACAAACCAUUGUCCCCCUUGUCUCCCGUCCAUCUCGGCCCCCGGGACCCCAACUGUUGUAUCAACAGGGGGUCCCUAGUCAAGCUCCCACCCAGCCUCGAGAGCUCCCCACUUCACCUCGGGUGCCGCUAUCUCAACCCCGUGAGCAGGCGGCGAUCUGCCCGGAAGGCCAUUCGGAACCAGAGGCACUAUCCUCGAACUCUGCAGUUUCCCUCCGCGCUCAGUUGCGUCUCGUCAACCAACGGCUUGACAAUGUGCAAAGGGAAAUCCGUGCCGGGCCACCAGGAGAGCCCACGGAAGGCCCGCAUCAGGGGUCGCCGUUCGUGCCGAAGAUACUGGAGCACGCCAUUCCCCCAGGCUUCCGACUCCCCCCCCUGGACACUUAUGAUGGCUCUGCCAACCCGGCCGACCACACGGCGGCCUUCCGCGCACAGAUGUCAUUGUACGGGACCUCUGACGCCUUGAUGAGCAGGGCAUUCCCCACCACGUUGAGAGGGCCGGCCCUCGCGUGGUACGGAGGCUUGAAGACUGCGACGAUCGCCUCAUUCGACCAGCUCGCCAAGGACUUCGAGCUCCACUUCAUAGCUUGCGCUCGCCCGAAGCCUUCCAUGGCGUUCCUCCUCGGGCUUAGCCAGAAGGAGGAUGAGCCCCUCUCCCUUUACGUAAAUCGCUUUGCUACAAGGAUCCGGGAACUCCCGGACGCUCACCCUUCACUGUCAAUGCAGGCGUUCGUAACAGGUCUGCGUCCCUCCCGACUCUUCUGGUCUCUCGUGGAGCGACCUCCUACCUCGGUCCCCGAGAUGCUCCAGCGCGCGAACCAGUUCGUGGAAGUCGAAGCCUGGACGGGGGGGAAACGGCAGGAACACAAGAGGGAAAGACCAGAGCCGGCUCAGGGACCGCUCCCUCCCAGACGCAAGCUCCACCAACCCGAUCCUCCCCUGCUAAGACCCCUCCCGCUCCCAAUGGGUACAUCCCGGACAGAAAUCUUUCUCCAGAUCAGGGAAAGGGGACUGCUCAAAACCCCUUACCCGAUGAACAACCCGCGAGAGCUGGCCGACCGGUCCAAGUACUGCCGCUUCCACCGCCAAAACGGACAUGACACUGAGGAAUGCCGCGAGCUCUCGCGGCAAAUCUACGAACUCCGCCGGGAGGGGCGCCUCGACCCCCACGUUCAGACAGGCAACAUCCCCCCGCCCUGCCCAGACGGUCCGGCCGAGCGCCUAAUCAGUGUCAUCACUGGCGGCCCAGCGUCCGGAGGGGAUAGCAUGUCUGGAAGGAAGGCCUACGCCCGCUCGGCUAGGGACGAGGGUCCCCAUGGAACCCUUGACCCCCAGGUCGCAUUUCCCCCCGAAGACGCCGAACGACUGGAGCACGACGACGCGCUGGUAAUAACCGCCAGAAUCGCCAAUGCCCAGGUAAGAAGGAUUAUGAUUGACACAGGAAGCUCGGCGGAUAUACUAUUCCACGACGCCUUCCAGAAGUUGGGACUUACGAAGCAAGCCCUGAAACCCAUCCACUCGGACCUCACCGGGUUCACCGGCAACUCGGUUUCGCCUUUGGGAUCUGUCACACUACCUCUGACGCUGGGGACACCGCCCAAGACUAAAACGGUGAUGUCGACCUUUCUGAUAGUAGAUCUUCCUACAGCGUACAAUGCCAUCCUCGGCCGACCUUCCCUCAACAAAAGCAGGGCCCUGGUUUCCACUUACCAUCAGACAGUGAAAUUCCCGACUCACGCGGGAACUGGAGAGGUUUGGGGAAGCCCUCGGGAAUCCAGGCGAUGCUACCUGACGGCGGUCUCCCUACACAACAGGGCAAAAACCGAAGCACCCCUGGACGAUCCCAGAGAAAUGAAAUGGCCAAAUCCACAUCCCGAGUCGUCGGCCCCAACCUACGACGUGUCACUGAAAAAGGGACGCCCGGACCGAACCAUUAAGGUCGGGACUGACCUACCCCAAGACGAGCGGGAACAACUCGUCGGCCUCUUGCAAGAGAACGCCGACGUCUUCGCUUGGUCGCCAUCCGACGCAGCAGGCAUGGACCCAAAGGUAGCCCAACAUCACCUCAACAUAUCGCCUGAUGCCCGCCCGGUGAAACAAAAGCCGCGACCCCAGGCCCCGGACAAGCAACAAGCUGUCCGCCAAGAGGUAGAACGGCUCUUAGCGGCCGGCUUUAUAGAAGAGGUCAAGUACCCACAGUGGCUAUCCAAUGUAGUUCUGGUAAAAAAGCAUAAUGGGAGCUGGCGAAUGUGUGUUGACUACACCAGUCUUAAUCAGGCAUGCCCAAAACACUGCUACCCCCUUCCGAGAAUUGAUCAGCUCGUGGAUGCAACCGCAGGGCACGCCCGACUCUCAUUCAUGGACGCCUUCUCCGGAUAUAAUCAGAUCCGAAUGGCGCCUGAGGAUCAGAGACACAUAGCCUUCAUCACCAACCUCGGGGCAUACUUUUACAAAGUAAUGCCGUUCGGACUAAAGAACGCAGGCGCAACUUAUCAGAGGACCAUCAACAAGAUAUUCGCCCAGCAGAUAGGGCGAAACUUGGAGGUCUAUGUGGAUGACAUGAUUGUAAAAAGCCGGGUCUCGGGAGAUCACCUAACGGACCUAUCAGAAACAUUCGCCACACUCCGAAACUGCGGCCUUCGGCUCAACCCCGCAAAGUGUGCCUUCGGCGUCAGUACAGGAAAGUUCCUCGGAUUCAUUAUACACGAAAGAGGGAUGGACGUCAACCCGGAAAAGGUCCAGGCGAUCCUCGACAUGCAGGCCCCUCGGACGGUCAAAGACCUACAGCGACUGAACGGACGGCUGGCCGCCCUAUCCCGAUUCCUGUCCCGGUCGGGCGAUCGCUGCCUCGCCUUCUUCCGUGCAAUAAGAGACCCGAAGAAUUUCCAAUGGACGCCCCAGUGUGAGGAAGCUUUCCGACAGGUCCAGCAGCAUUUAGCCAACCUUCCCCGCCUCGCUUCAGUCACUGCUGGAGAGGAGCUCUGCGUUUACCUGGCUGCCUCACAGCACGCAGUCAGCUCGGUCCUCGUCAAGGAAGCCGGCCAACAGCUCCCCGUCUACUACACCAGUCAUGUCCUGAGCGGGCCCGAGGAGCGAUAUCCUCCAAUCGAGAAGCUCGCCCUCGCGCUCGUGCUGGUAGCCCGAAAGUUACGCCCCUACUUCCAAGCUCAUCCGAUCAAGGUAAUCACCGACCAACCUCUCAGUCAAGUACUGUCAAAAUUCGAUGUCGCAGGGCGACUCCUCAAGUGGUCGGUCGAGCUCGGAGAGUUCGACAUCCACUACACGCCCAGGACCGCCAUCAAAGCACAAGCACUGGCCGACUUCAUCUCUGAGCUCGCCCAUCCCGAAGGGCGGCCCCCCAGUGAACUAGGCGGAACAUGGGUCGUACAGGUGGACGGCUCGUCCGCUUCAACCGGCGCAGGCGCAGGACUAGUGCUGUCGGCCCCCGAUGGGCAGACGUUCGAGCAUUCCCUCCGCUUCGGGUUCCAUGCCACCAACAAUGAAGCCGAGUACGAGGCACUCCUGGCGGGGCUCAGACUAUCCCGCGAGAUGCAGGUUGACGCCAUCAAAGUCCUCACCGAUUCACAGCUGGUGACCGAGCAACUUAACGGCGGAUACGUGGCCAGAGAACCCACCAUGGCAAAGUACGUAGCGGAGGUAAAAAACUUAGCCUCAUGUUUCGCACACUUCACGAUAUCCAGGGUGCCAAGACUUCAGAACGACCGUGCCGAUGAGCUGGCCAAGCUAGCCUCGAAGCGACCCCCGGGCACCACCCACGGGAUCGAGGAGCUCCCCUCCCCCUCUAUCCCGGUCGCGUGUGUUUCGGCGGCCGACUCCCGAGCCACCUGGGUAUGGGACAUGCUGCGCUACAAACGCGACGGGACCCUCCCCACCGACGAAGCCGCAGCCCGACAUAUUCGCCGAAAACAUGCAUGGUACUCCGAAGCGAACUUUCUCCCACCCUCUUCUACGGUGCCUCGAGCCAGAGGAGGCGACGACUGUCUUGGCCGAGGUCCAUGA